AUGGCGGGAAAUCGAAGAUUCAUCAAACACGGUGGUGUGCUUCACAGGCUUGUCAGUCACUCGUCUGAACUCCUCCUUUCCCCACAAUCAAUCGACUUUUGCGAUUCCAGGAGUCGCAGUCUAUGCUCUUCAUGCGCGCGCACAUUUCACGCCUUCUCCAGCUUCAACAUCAGCUCAGAGUCACAGUCAAGAGUGCAGAGGUGCAGAGGAAACAGCAAACACUUGUCUCAAAAGAUUCAAAUUCUUGCUUCACGUGAUUGGCACUUUUGUGAACUCUUGA
Molecule: messenger RNA, 280 nt
Organism: Ceraceosorus bombacis
Lineage: Eukaryota; Fungi; Basidiomycota; Exobasidiomycetes; Ceraceosorales; Ceraceosoraceae
Source: the annotation of a GenBank genome assembly